AUGCUACGAAACACGAAAAAGGUCAAUUACUUCCGGCAUAACGAGCGCUUCAUGAAUAACCAGAAGCUGUUCUACCGGGAACUGGGAGCGAAACCCAUAGAAGUAAAGAAGAUCCCUGGCAAGGCGGAAGUGGAAGAAUUCUGGUCGAACAUCAUGGAACGCCCGGCGAGCCACAACGUCGACGCCACAUGGCUCCGACGCACAACUGGCGUUGUCCUGAAAGACCUCAAGGGACAUGUCAGGAAGCUGGAGUGUGAAAUAUCACUCGAUAUCCUCCAGCGUACAGCAAUCUUGGGCACGGCCAGCAUCCUUCGCCGUGUCCUUCAGAAUUAG
Molecule: messenger RNA, 333 nt
Organism: Darwinula stevensoni
Lineage: Eukaryota; Metazoa; Arthropoda; Ostracoda; Podocopida; Darwinulidae
Source: the annotation of a GenBank genome assembly